Molecule: messenger RNA, 1171 nt
Organism: Pisolithus orientalis
Lineage: Eukaryota; Fungi; Basidiomycota; Agaricomycetes; Boletales; Pisolithaceae
Product: HAD-like domain-containing protein
Exons: 9
Coding region: 37-756 (239 amino acids)
Molecular function (GO): sugar-phosphatase activity; beta-phosphoglucomutase activity
Source: RefSeq, a predicted model, not a curated record
GAUCAACGAGCCUGCGCUGGCUGUCUCAAGGUUGGAAUGAUACCCUCUACGAUCUCUGCUGAAGCCAUUCUCUUCGAUCUGGAUGGAACCCUGAUAGAUUCGACACAGGGUGUGUUUAAUGCUUGGGAGGAAUUCGGAAAAAGACAUCCUUUCAUCGACGACCUCGGCUGGAGGGAUGUGGCGCAUAAGACCCAUGGACGGCGGCUGGUCGAAACGCUGAAGCACUAUUGCAACAUCCCGGACGAUGAACUACAGCAAGCGGUUUAUGAGUUUGAAGAUAUCGUCAUAGAUCACGGUGGCGGACCUGAAGUGCUGCCUGGUGUACCUCAAUUGUUGAGCGAGCUCAAUCGAAUCAUACCCGACGGAUGGACUAUUGUAACCUCUGCUUCUAGCAGAUACGCAUCAGCUGCUCUUACCAGGUGUAACUUGCCUGUUCCAAGUAAAGGUUUCGUCACUGCGGAUGACAUAGCACCCGGACAGGGGAAACCCAAUCCUGCUCCGUAUCUCGCAGGUGCUCGUAGGAUUAGCAGCGAGGAUGAUUUCAUUACUAAAUGUCUUGUCAUCGAAGAUGCUCCAUCAGGUCUCACCGCAGGACGGAGGGCCGGUGCUGCUACGCUUGCAGUUUGCACCAAUCAUACCCGUGAAUUCUUAGAGACUCGGGCCGGUGACGAGAAGCCCGAUUUCGUCGUGGAUAACCUCGAGCACUUAAUUGUCCAAGUUCUUCCAUCGGGAGGCUUGUCGUUAACCAUCGACUGAGCAAGCGCGAGCUCUUUGGUGCCAAGCCUGGAGCAAUUACACCAUGACACAUGAACGACAUUCACAAUCACUAGGUUGGCGAAUGUCUAUUUAUGAGUAAAUACAAUCUGCCCUUGAAAUAUUUCUACGUUCAAAGUAUUCUCUUAAGUUCCUUCUGGGAUUUAAGUGGUCGUUUCCUCCCCAUCUGCCAUGGCAUACAGUACAUCUUCGUCGCCGCUCUGAUCGACGAGGGCACGAAAACUUCCCCGCUCGUUCUGAAGUAGUUCUUUGGGACUCCCAAACUCGACCUAUUAAAGUAUGUAGUCAGCCAUGACGAAGUUAGUGUGCUUGUUCGACGCACAAUUCUUCCCGCGUCAAGUACCAUAAUUUUGUCAGCGUCCAUGAUAGUCUGCAGACGAUGCGCAAUGAUCAGCUG